AAUCACACUCUAGACACUUUUGAAAUAUUGCGUCACUAUGUCUGGCUUUUUGACUGAUGCUGACCUAGAAUAUAUUAUGAAUUUACCCGAUAAUGAGUUCAAUGCAUACAUUGAUGUCCCUGAUGGGGAUAUAUCAGAUGUUGGGGACGAAGAUAAAGAUGAAACUAUCGAAAUUGAUGAAAGUUCUCAAGCUAUUUCCGAAGCAGCUGUCAUGAAUUUCAUUCAGAUGGUGGAAAAGGAGGAUGGAGCUGAAAUUUCGGCAAUUAGAGAGGAGCAAGAGACAGAAUAUGAAUUUCCGAAGGCUGAUGCAGUCAGGAGUGGUAAAGUUAUUGAUUCUCAGCCAAAAUCAGAUGCAAUCGACAACAAUACAAAUGAAGGAGCACCAUUUACACGUGAGCAGGAGCAGCAGCAGCAAGUAAAACAUAGAUGUAAGCGUAGUGAUUAUAAAUUUAGAAAAAGUGGUUUUGUGGUACAAGACACAGAAUGGAAAGGAUCACUUCCACCACCACCAGUAGAGGAAAUGACACCUUCGCAAUAUUUUAAAAUAUUUAUGAAUGAUGACGUAUUUGAACUCAUUGCUGAGCAAUCCAAUAUCUAUGCUUGGCAGAAAGAUUCAGUUUCUUUGCAGACGAGCAAAAAUGAAAUGGAGCAGUUUGUUGGUAUUUUACUGCACAUGGGCAUAAUCAAAAUGCCUUCCAUUCAUUUAUACUGGUCGAAUGAGUGUAGGUAUUCACCAAUAGCUGAUGUGAUGAGCAGAACUCGCUUCUUCCAGCUACUGCGGUAUUUUCAUGUUGUCAAUAAUCAAGACUUGCCUGAAGCUAAUAGUAAUCGUGACAAACUCUUCAAGAUUCGCCCACUUUUAUCUGCAUUGCAGUCAUCAUUGAAGAUACUCCCUCCAGAAGAAUACCAAGCUGUUGAUGAACAGAUAAUACCAUUCAAGGGUAGAAGCGGUUUGAAACAAUACGUAAGAAAUAAGCCUCACAAGUGGGGCUACAAAUCUUUCACGAGAGCUGGUGCUUCAGGCAUGAUGUAUGAUUUUGAAAUUUAUGUUGGCAAAAACACCUGCAGUGAUAGAGGAUUAGGUUUGUCUGGGGAUAUUGUUUUGGCAUUGACGGAAACAUUGCCAGAGAAACAGCAUUUCAAAGUGUUUGCUGAUAGUUGGUUUUCUUCUAUACCAUUAGCAAUUGCCCUGAAAGAAAGGGGGAUUGAAUUCUGUGGCACUAUCAGGACAGACAGGAUGGGAAAAUGUCCCUUGAAAACUGAAGCGGAGCUCAAGAAAACUGGUCGUGGCUCCUGUGACUGGAGAGUGGAGACAACAAACAAUGUAGCUUUAGUACGCUGGCAGGAGCUGGCGAGGUCCGCCGGCGCGCAGUGGAACAACCACCGCAACAUCUCGGAGCUGCUGGACAACCUGCUCAGCGGGUACGACAACAGCGUUCGGCCAGACUUCGGCGGUGAGUGCCUCACCUGA
Schistocerca cancellata (South American locust) is the source of this 1471-nucleotide messenger RNA. Its product is annotated as piggyBac transposable element-derived protein 3-like. The transcript is spliced from 3 exons. Bases 38 to 1471 code for a protein of 477 amino acids. The record is from RefSeq and is a predicted model, not a curated record. Lineage: Eukaryota; Metazoa; Arthropoda; Insecta; Orthoptera; Acrididae.